AAACGCUCCUCCAAGGUUACAAGAGGAGGAACCGAGGAAAGAGGGGGGAGAUUUGUGAAUGAAUGUGCAGAUUUGCACGCCAAAGUGCCCCCCCCCUCCUCCCCCAAAAAAUAUUAGGCGGUGACGUUUGCAGCCUUCAAUGCUGCGAAGAGGCAGCAGAUGCUUAUCGGCCGCCUCUGCCAGCGGUCCUCGGUGCAAAGCACAAGAUAUGGACGCGUUGUGCUGGAUGAUGCGUGAGGAGCAGAUGAAGCGAGGAGCCCGCUUGUGAGCUGCCGGCCGCGGGAGUGAAGGUGACUUGAUGCAGAGAAGAGGCGCGCACCCUCCGCCUCUUCAUCCUCAUCGCCCGUUCUCAUCCGGGAGCACGACUGGCCCCACUCUCGGGAGGUGGGGUCUGAGAGGACAACCGACUGGCAGCCAUAAGACAGGUUCGAGACAAGAGUAUAGAAAGAGGACGGUGAAGAGUUGAGAAGAGGAGGAGGAGAAAGGUGGCGGUGGUGAGGGGGGGUGGGGGCGAAGCAGACGGGAGAGAUCGUUCCGUAUCAGGACCGUUUUAUUAGUGGGUGUGUAUGCAUGAGUUCUGCAUCGAAUGGGCGCAAAAACCGCCCCAGAUCGGCCGGGACCAUCUUCCAGAUCGGCAAGCCCCUCUAUCGAGACCCCCAGCGGCGGGAGAGCACGGAGAGCAGCCGCAGAGCCCAGCGCGCCGUGGCCGAAUGCAGGAUGAUCGUGCAAGAGUUCAACACGCUGGUGGCGCUGUACCGAGAGCUGGUCAUCUCCAUCGGCGAGAUCACCGUCGACUGGCCCAAUUUGCGGGGCGACAUGCAGAAGACUCGAACCAAAGGCUGCGAGAUGGCCAGGGCGGCACACCACAGUCUCACCUUGAUAGCAGGGCCAGAGGAUGGCGAGAUUCACCCAGAGAUCUGCAGGCUUUUCAUCCAGCUGCAGUGCUGUUUGGAGAUGUACAUCACCGAGAUGCUCAAGUCCUUCUGCUUGCUGGGCUCCCUGCAGCUCCACAGGAAAGGCAAAGAUCCCUGUAGCCUGCCAUCAGUGGACAGGAAGGCCGAGGAGAACUCAGACGUCCCCAUCCUUGAGGACACCUCCUCGUCGCCCAGCGAGGGCCCUCCACUCACAUGGCUGGUGGCCACGGAUAUAGCAAACAUUGAAAAGGACAUGAGGGAAAUGAAGAACCUUCUCAGUAAACUCAGGGAGACGAUGCCUUUACCACUGAAGAACCAAGACGACAGCAGUUUGCUGAACCUGUCUCCCUACCCGCUGGUCCGACAGAGGAAGAGGCGCUUCUUUGGCCUCUGUUGUUUGGUAACCAGCUGAGGUAUCAACAAAAACAACAUCAAGAGACAACAUUGCCCUGUUCCGUCCUCCACUACUCGACUACUGCCAUUUUUCAACACACACCAAAAAAAAUAGCAAGGCUGCCUGCCCAUUGUUGGAUUUUUAUUCUACAGAAAGUAAAUGGCAACACAUUCCCAUGGUUUUGGGUCAAUGGAGCCAGUUGUCCACUGUUAAUUGUAAAAUAGAAAACGUGUUCAUGCGCACAAGAAACACUAUUUUCUUUAACCCUCCUGUUAUGUCUUUUUUUUUUUUUUUUUAUGGUCAAAGUGAGCCACUGCGUGUUGUUUAGGCAUUGAAAGAAUCCAUUUUAAAAAUGCAAACACAUUUAAUUAAAAGAAGAAACGAGCAAAAACACAGCUGUAUCCCCUUUUUGUUCACAUUUUUUAAAUACAUCGGACUUACAAGUGCGCCAAUUUAAGAGUUCUUCGUGCAAUGAGCUGUCAUUUGGCCGAUGUUUCGCUUUACGUCACAAGCUACAAUUUUUAUUACCUUACAUCUCCUAGCGGAGGCAAAAGAAGAAAGACCAUCAAUGGCCAGCACACUUUCAGUCAAUCAUACAAAUACAAAAUGAAAACACUCUCAAGGAACAAGGAGUAGAAACUCACAUCCGUAACUCACUUUGCCACGCCCUCUUAAAGGCACACUGUCACACAAAUGUACCACAGUGUGGUUGUGUGAGUCUGUGUGUGCGUGUGUCAGACGAACAGUUUCAUUACACUUUCUAAAACCAAUGUAUUUCUUGACAUUGUUUUUUUUUUUGUUGUUUUACUAUGCUUUUUUUUUAUAUAUAACUUCAAGUUGCCAGUGUAUAUUAUUUCAUUUUCAAACAGAUCAAAUUGACUCGCAAUAUAACAGAAGGGAUGUAAAUGUUUGUUGUGUCCGAAACAACAUGUUGAAUAAAUGCCUCCUGAAUGUUUCAGGAUGGCAAGGAAGUCAUUUCAAUGUGUAGUCCCCUUCAGUAGUUUCUUGUUUUGUCCUUCUCCCUGUUCUUGAUUUAGUCUUCCAUGAAAGAUAAAUCGAUAUCUUAACUUGACAACUUCAAAGUGCAAUACUGUUUGAUACAACGGAGAGAGAUAGAACUUUAUUUACGCGCGCGCGCGCACACACACACACACACACACACACACACACACACACACACACACACACGCACACACACGCAAUGUAUUUUACGAAUUGUAUAUACACUUCCUGCCCUCUGAGUAAGUCCUUGGUUGUUGCUCAGCAUGGCGCCACCUUGUGGACGGUUGUGGUUGUUGUUGUUGCUUUGGGCCCCUUGGAAGUACACGAGGAUGAUGUAAAUCAUUUUAAAUUGUUAAUAAAACUUUUGUUAUGGAAA
Hippocampus comes (tiger tail seahorse) is the source of this 2686-nucleotide messenger RNA. It is a transcript of the gene rgs7bpa, whose product is annotated as regulator of G protein signaling 7 binding protein a. Bases 571 to 1326 code for a protein of 251 amino acids. Lineage: Eukaryota; Metazoa; Chordata; Actinopteri; Syngnathiformes; Syngnathidae. The record is from RefSeq and is a predicted model, not a curated record. The transcript is spliced from 6 exons.